Molecule: messenger RNA, 2101 nt
Organism: Pygocentrus nattereri (red-bellied piranha)
Lineage: Eukaryota; Metazoa; Chordata; Actinopteri; Characiformes; Serrasalmidae
Gene: slc25a3a
Product: solute carrier family 25 member 3a
Exons: 8
Coding region: 338-1420 (360 amino acids)
Biological process (GO): mitochondrial phosphate ion transmembrane transport
Cellular component (GO): mitochondrial inner membrane
Molecular function (GO): phosphate transmembrane transporter activity
Source: RefSeq, a predicted model, not a curated record
AUAUGUCACCCUUUCUUAUCACUCAGUGGACGCAGAGCGUCUCAGUUCCUGCGGUUUAGAUGGAACAUUUAAAGUUUUCUCACAGUGAACAAACUUAAAAUAGUUUUUAUUGGUAGGUUUUAUUUCUCCACAGCCAAACGUCUCAUGUUCCUGCGUGCACGUUUCAGAGUCGUCCCUCGUCCAUCUCUGCCCAGGCGUAAAGCCACUCUUCCUCUCUCUGACGUCAGAGAAGGACGAAGUGAUUUAGUUGAGCGAGGUCAUCUGAUGUCCGAGACUGGCCAGAGGCUGCUGGAGCCGUUCAGUCCCCACGCUGAACAGCUAAGCCUCUGACCUGACCAUGUACCCGUCCACGCUAACGCAGUUAGCUCGGGCCAAUCCCUUCCACUCCCCGUUAAUCUCCUUCCACCAGCGAGACGAAGGGAGACGCGCUCCCCACUCAAAGGGAGGCGCUCGCCGCAAACUCGCCGCAGCUUCUUACGAUGAGGCGGGUGUGAGCUGUGAGUACGGGUCCAACAAAUACUACGCCCUCUGUGGCUUUGGAGGCAUCCUGAGCUGUGGACUCACGCAUACGGCAGUCGUGCCCCUUGACCUGGUCAAAUGCCGCAUCCAGGUGAACCCAGACAAAUACAAGUCCAUCUUCAACGGCUUCUCCGUAACUCUGAGGGAGGACGGCUUCAGGGGCCUGGGCCGAGGCUGGGCCCCGACCUUCAUUGGCUACUCCAUGCAAGGCCUCUGCAAGUUUGGCUUCUACGAGCUCUUCAAGGCCUUUUAUAACGACAUGCUGGGAGAGGAGAACGCCUACCUGUGGAGGACGUCUGUUUACUUGGCCGCCUCUGCCAGCGCAGAGUUCUUCGCUGACAUUGCGCUGGCACCCAUGGAGGCGUGUAAAGUGCGUAUCCAGACGCAGCCGGGAUACGCCAGCACCCUGAGAGAGUGCGCCCCAAAGAUGUAUGCCGAGGAGGGACUGUGGGCCUUCUACAAAGGUGUUUACCCGCUGUGGCUGCGGCAGAUCCCCUACACCAUGAUGAAGUUCGCCUGCUUCGAGCGCACCGUGGAGAUGCUCUACAAGUACGUGGUGCCGAAGCCUCGCAGCGCCUGCUCCAAACCCGAGCAGCUCGUGGUCACCUUCGUAGCGGGCUACAUUGCUGGCGUGUUCUGUGCCGUGGUGUCUCACCCAGCUGACUCGGUGGUGUCUGUGCUGAACAAGGAGAAAGGCAGCUCGGCUGCACAGGUGCUUAAGAGACUGGGGCCCAAAGGUGUGUGGAAGGGGCUCUUUGCUCGUAUCAUCAUGAUCGGCACGCUGACCGCCCUGCAGUGGUUCAUCUACGAUUCGGUGAAGGUGUACUUCCGCCUGCCCCGCCCUCCACCACCAGAGAUGCCCGAGUCUCUAAAGAGGAAGAUGGCUCUGGCAAGCCAAUAGACCCCCGAACCUCCAACCUCUCCAUGAGCAGCUGUAGUCAGACCCAGUUUCCACAGAUGAAAAAAGGUCCACCAGAAUGUCAAGUGGCUCUCAAACCAGUCCUCAGGGUCCCCGAGACAUUUUUGCUCUAUCCCUGUGCGUUGCAAGUUGGGUUGGAGACAAUUUGAGGACCAUCUGGGGGUCUCUGAGGACCAGUUUAAGAACCACUGUCAUAAAAGAACCACUCUUAGCUCCCUAAGUCACCUGUCAGUGAGGGGAUCUUUAAAGAAACGCCUCAAAACCUUUAGAACCUCCACAUAAUGCAGUGGUUCUGUACCAGUUGAAUGUUUGUCCAAAUAAUUGUUCACCCAAGUCAAAAGCUGUUUAGAAACCUAUAUUUUUUUAAGCGUUUAUCAUUGCUGUCAUGGUCUUUGCAUCUCCAGAAUAAUAGCUUUACUGGAGAAGGAAAUGUUCUCAUUUGUAAUGCACAUUAAUGCAAUGGAAUUCCAAGAAAUCAAUCAAUUAAAUGCAGUUGGACUGUUUGAAAUAUGUUGAUGAAUUUUGGCAAAAUUGUUGAACGUACAUUCAGUUCUGGGUGUGGAGGUUCUGUCUGUGUGUAAAAGGCUGUACACUGAUGGAAUAUAUCACUGUUCUGUUAAAGUCAACCUUUAAUAUUAUAUUAAAAUGUGAGUCUCAACUUCA